Neltuma alba is the source of this 680-nucleotide messenger RNA. RefSeq names its product ganglioside-induced differentiation-associated protein 2. The transcript has 3 exons. The record is from RefSeq and is a predicted model, not a curated record. NCBI's taxonomy places the organism in Eukaryota, Viridiplantae, Streptophyta, Magnoliopsida, Fabales, Fabaceae. The coding region runs from base 35 to 655 and encodes 206 amino acids.
UGCCGUCAAUUCCCAGAACUGAAGAAGAACUCUGAUGAACAAGAUAAUGAGUGAUAACAUAUCCGAGAUCGAGAAACUAGAGUUACUUCACAAAUCGCAGGUCUUCAAGAUCAGAGGCAGAGACAAGCAAGGCCGCAAGAUCCUUCGCAUCAUCGGCAAGUUUUUCCCUGCUCGGCUGGUGAGCGUUGACCUUCUAAGAAGGUAUUUAGAGGAGAGGAUUUUCCCGAAACUGGAGAAGAAGAAAUUCUCGGUGUUAUAUGUUCAUACCGGCGUUCAGCGGAGCGAGAAUUUUCCAGGAAUAUCGGCCUUGAGAUCAAUCUACGAUGCGAUUCCGUUGAAUGCAAAGGAAAAUUUGGAGGCCGUGUAUUUUGUGCACCCAGGCCUCCAGGCGCGGCUUUUCCUCGCCACGUUUGGCCGUUUUCUCUUCAAUGCUGGGUUGUACGGGAAGGUAAGGUACGUGAGCAGGCUGGCCUAUCUGUGGGAAAAUGUCAAGAGGAAUGAGGUGGAAAUACCAGAGUUUGUGUACGAUCACGAUGAAGACUUGGAAUAUAGGCCCCUGAUGGAUUAUGGAUUGGAGAGCGAUCACGCCAGGGUGUGCCAUCCAUCGUCCAUUGAAUCCCCUAUCUCCACCUACUCCAUGAGGUGCAUCUCAUAGGAUCAUUCCCCCUUCCCACUCUUUG